CCUGGCGGGGCGGGCAGCGAAGCCCCCGGCAGCGGCCCCGGCCCCGAGCCGAGCUCGCCCUCCGCGGACACCGGGCGGCGGCGGCGGCGGCAGCAGCAGCAGCAGCAGCAGCAGCAGCAGCAGCAGCAGCAGCAGCAGCAGCAGCAGCAGCAGCAGCAGGAUGUUCCUCAAGCUGGCCGUCGUGGUGCAGGUGCUGUCGCUGAUGGCGAGCCGGGGGCACGGUUUCCCGAAGCCCGGGGGCAAAGAUAAAGCUAUACACAACAGACAAUUAAGUGUAGAAAGACCUUUGGAGGAACAGAUUGCUGAAGCUGAGGCAGACAAGAAUAGGAAAGUAGUUCCCACAGAAAAUAAGCCAGAGUUCAGGAAUUAUUCCUUUGCUGAUGACUUGAAUCUGCUAAAGUCAGUAGCAGAAAGAGAGAGGAGUGAAAAAGAAAGGGAAUCAAUUAGAAGCUCUUUGUAUGAACAGCAAUUGGCCAUUGAUGAUGCGGACUCCACCAAGAACCGCAGGGUCGUGGAUGACUAUGACUCUACUAAAAGUGGACUGGAUUAUAAGUUCCAAGAUGAUCCAGAUGGCCUUCAUCAAUUAGAUGGCACUCCUUUGACUGCUGAAGACAUAGUUCAAAAAAUUGCUACAAGAAUCUACGAGGAAAAUGAUAGAGGAGUGUUUGACAAGAUCGUUUCAAAACUUCUAAGUCUGGGGCUAAUCACAGAGAGCCAGGCCUACACCCUAGAAGAUGAAGUGGCAGAGGUUUUACAACAGCUGAUUGCAAAUGAAGCAAAGGAUCGUGAGAAGGAGUCUGAAGACUUUGAUUACCCUCCAAGCAGAGCAGACAGUGAUACAAAGGAAAAGCAACAGGAAAAAAUGACAUCAAGCAAAACUGAUCAGGAUAGUUUCACUAAUGGGGAAAUUGAUGAUACACUGGAUAACACAUGGUCAUCAUCCAAUAUCUUGGAAAGAAGAAAUGAGCUGCCUUCUGAAGAUAAUUUUGAAGACCUCCAAUACUUUCCAAACUUCUAUGCACUAUUAAAAAGUCUAAAUUCAGAGACAGAGAUGAAGGAGAAAGAGACCUUGAUAACCAUAAUGAAAACCCUGAUUGAUUUUGUGAAGAUGAUGGUUAAAUAUGGAACAAUCACACCAGAAGAAGGAGUUUCCUAUCUGGAAAACCUAGAUACAAUGAUAGCUGUGCAGACAAAGAAGAAGCUUGAGAAUCCUUCCACUAAAACCAAAACAAAGCUACCAGCAGACAAGAGUAGUGAAGAAGCAGACAGUACGAAGGAAGAAGCAGCUAAAAUGGAAAAGGAAUAUGAAAUCUCAAAGGACUCCACAAAAAAUGAAGAACAAAAUGCAGCAGGAAACAGUGAAGAGCCCAGAGGGAAAACUGAGGCAUAUUUGGAAGCAAUCAGGAAGAACAUAGAAUGGCUAAAAAAACACAACAAACAAGGUAACAAAGAAGAUUAUGAUCUUUCAAAGCUGAGAGAUUUCAUUGAUCAGCAAGCUGAUGCGUAUGUGGACAAGGGCAUCCUGGACAAAGAAGAGGCAGAUGUAAUUAAACGCAUAUAUGGCAGCCUGUAAAAAGCUGAUGGCUGCCAAACACGUAGAAAACUAGUAUAGCUUCCCCUCCUCCCAGCUCAAUGACUUAUGAUCUGUUAUUUUGAGGAUAUCAUUAGAAAUGCUCUGUUUACUGAUAUUGUACUGAUAACUUUCUAGACAGAAGAGAGGAGCUGUAGUGCUUCGUGCACAGACUGCAUACUGUAUUUUCCUACACUCACAAAUCAAACCUAAUCUCCAAAUUCUGACACUGAAUUUCUAUUUGACAGGGUAAAUAAUUAUGUAAUGUUCUCUUUGAUUUAUUUUUUGUGUUUGGUUUACUUUUGUAGAUAAAAAAAUCAUUUUUGAUGGACAGGUCUUUUAAUGAUACCCCUUUUUGCUCUCACUCCACUAGCUUUCUAUAGAUGCAACUAUGUAAAGGGCAUUAUUAGAAAAUAGAUCAUAGUUCUCUAAAUAAAAUAUUUGAAAAUAAUUUACCUAUUAAAGUUUUCAUUAAUAUUAUUUUACAUCCAGAAAUCUUGUUUUAAGUCCUAAUAUUUUUCCUUGACCCUUUUUCUGUUUCUUUACAUAGUAUUCUAUUACUUGAGGCAUAGUGUCAUUAGCUAACUGAUAGAUCUUUAACACUACAACUGCCACCUUUCAUAUUACAGAGCUGUAUUCUCCGUGUUGUGGCUUCAUUCAGCAUGUAUAAGUGUUCUUUGGUACACCAUUUUAUGAUUGUGCAUGCCUUAGUCGAAUCCCUUAUCUGAGCAGCCUGAUAACAAGUGUAAAUAGCCAUUACUUUCUUAGGGGGGGGUGGAAAUAAUUAAAACCAUUUUGCAGGGAAAGGAGGGUUUUCAACUGGAGAUACUUUUAGGAACAUGGGUCCUGUUUUUCAGAAAGACAACUAUCAGAUCUCAGCAUCCCUGCAUAUCAAGGCCAUGGUCUGCUUACUGACUUUGCUCUGUGUUGAGCAAUAUAAUUUUUGGCAAAUACAUGCUAUCACUAGCCAAUUACUUGGUACACACAGGGUGAAAAGGGAAACAAAACUGUCACCCUAAUUCUUCUCUCUCACCUUACAGAGCUUAUGAAGAAUGGUGUAAGAAAUCUUUUCAUAUUUAAGUGGAUUGAUGAUGGUAUGCAUGAAGAACUCAUGAAACAAGAGCAAAAGUAAAGACAUUUUCAAAAAAGUAAAUUCUAGACACAGUUCCUAAGAUGCAGAUCCCGAGACUUGUCCCAUGCAGCAGUCAUUUGUCUAAAUGAACUUCAGGAAAGUUCUCUUCUCUUUACUUACUGGUUCUUCAUUUCAUUGAUCGUUGUUGAGGCUAUCCCUCCUAUGAUUAAAAAAGUGUUAGCUGAUGCAGAGAUCAGUAGCCACCUACCAGUGAAGGCAGAAUUAAAGAGUACUGCUUGCAUAGCACAAAGUUCUCUACGUGUUAAAUGGUCAGAUCAUUUCCUUUCUUAAUCCUCAGCAUAUUUGGACACAAAGGUGGAUGAGGAGAUUUGAACAAUAUUUCCCAGCCAACUGAAAUAAACUUUGGCAUCCCUGCAGAACAUAAGUUAUCAACUGAACAUUAUCAACAGAACAUUAUUGGUAACCAAUAUUAAAUAAAUGUGAUAGCAAUGAGGUGUAACAACAUAUCUCUUUGAAAACUGAUGAUACAUAAGCCAAUGAAUGCAUCCAAAAAUUACAUCUUGAUGAGGAUCAUUGAAUUGCAGUAUCAAUCACUAAUGGUGGUAUUUUUUGCUAAGGUCAAAAAUAAUACUCAGAAAUUUAGUCAAUGUAACCUUUUUCUUUGAAAAAUAGUCCCUUAGAAAAGCAAGAGAAAAUAAUUAGGAAAAAAUAAUUCAUGUUAUUUUGAAUCAUUGUAUUUGUUUUCUUCUAAAGCCUCUAUUUGUUAUUAGUAUUAUCAUUUGCUAAUGUUCCCAAAGAACAGAAUGUCUUCUUGUUCCUUUAGAUCUCAUUUUUUUUCUGAAACAGCUUGCGACUUACUUUCUUCUCUGACUAUCACAAUGAAAAGGUGGACUGUUUCCCAAAUCUGGAUUUACAAACAACAUCAGAAGAAUAACUAUCAACCUUCACAGUUGGGGAAGUGAUAGUGAUCUAAAAUCUGUAAUUAAAAAAAAAAAAAAAAAAAAAAAAAAGGCAAGGUUUCCUUUCCUAAUGGCUACUUUGUAAAAAGCAAACUUUCUUCUCCUGUCAAUAUAAUGAGUAGUAUAAUGAUAUUUUUAAUUUUUGUUAGAAAUUAGGUUCUCCCUUUGGCCUCUCAGACAUCUAUGCAGGAGUCUGGUACUAACGGAAAGAUGCCAUCAACCAGCAACCUGUGAUUAUAACAUUUUGUGUCCACAAAAAGAUUGGUGCGAUAUUUUUUAAUCUCUGCUUUUGCCAAAUCUUGUAACUUCAACAAAACAUAGAUGACAUCAUUUAGCAAAAUGUCCAAAUAGAUAUGACCUGAUUCCAAUUCAGAGCAUGCAUAGUCUUGGUCCUGUUCCGUGCUUACCCUGCUCCUCUGUAUCAUCUAUGGUACAUACAUAGACAUAUUAGACCUACGUGAUGUCUAGCUGAAAACUGAGCAAGCCUUUUGAUGGCUAGAUAAGCAGCCUCAGCCAUGGUUCUUCAAUCAAGAUUCACUUUCCAUCCUGUCCAAGCCCAUUUAGCAUGUUAUUUGAAUGUUUCAAAUACUGCUUUGAUUGCUGGUACAUCAAAUGAAUGUCUAUCAGUUACAUCACCUUUCAGAACUAGACAGUAAAAACACAGCCAGCCAGAUGAAUCACACUGUAUUUCUGAAAGGCUUUGACUUAUGCUAAAUAAAAUCCAGCUUAGUGACUUGAGUUUCAACCUGCAAUACAGACCAGUCCUUAUUUUGAAGGAACACUUGGAGCACAUCGACACCAGACAUCUGAUGCCAGUGUAUUUAGUACAUAAUUUGUAAAUCCUAUCCUGUCAGUACUUUUAUUUUUCUUGUGAGAAAGGUAUUUUAAACACCUGCACAACUCUGGUUCUAAGACUACAAAAAUCCAUUUCUAUGUUGUUUGUAUCUCUGCUGGAUCUUUCGGAAAGCAUUCGCUCUCAAAAUUUUCACUGAAAAUGUAACAAGUACGAUAUAUAUGGUAUUCACAUUUUGGGCUUUUCUAUUAACCUAUUGUUUCUGACACUAUAUUAAACAUUUUACUACAAGC
Molecule: messenger RNA, 4708 nt
Organism: Oxyura jamaicensis (ruddy duck)
Lineage: Eukaryota; Metazoa; Chordata; Aves; Anseriformes; Anatidae
Gene: SCG3
Product: secretogranin III
Exons: 12
Coding region: 161-1573 (470 amino acids)
Biological process (GO): protein localization to secretory granule
Cellular component (GO): secretory granule membrane
Source: RefSeq, a predicted model, not a curated record